Messenger RNA from Durotheca rogersii, 2551 nucleotides. RefSeq lists its product as uncharacterized. The transcript is spliced from 2 exons. Bases 94 to 2406 code for a protein of 770 amino acids. Gene Ontology annotation, cellular component: nucleus. The record is from RefSeq and is a predicted model, not a curated record. Gene Ontology annotation, biological process: regulation of transcription by RNA polymerase II. NCBI's taxonomy places the organism in Eukaryota, Fungi, Ascomycota, Sordariomycetes, Xylariales, Xylariaceae.
GUUUCCAACCACGGCGAUAUCAUCGAGCGUAACCCGCUUGCCGCGAACGUAUACAUACUCGGCACCCUAUCAUAUACGCUCUACCGAGUCGUCAUGUCCUUCUCCAACCCGCGAAGGACCCCGAUGACUCGUCCGGGUACUGAACCCGGCGAUGGCUUGAGCCCUAGGACAAACAUACCUCUUCAGAAGGGAGCCACCUUUCACUCUCCUCUCACCCCCCCGUCUAGUCCACCGGCGCCUUCAGCCUUUAGGGUCCCCUCGCUACCUCGUCGCUCCCAGACCAAUCUUGACGAUGUCGUUGGUGCCCACGUUCGUCGUGCUGCCCUGAAUAUUGGCAAGUUUGAGGUUACCCUUGCGGCUACCAGAUCGGAGUCCUCGUCGACCCCAGCCUCCUUUCGGGACGAUAGUCUCCCUAUUCCCAGAGGUUUCCUCGAGCACACAAUUGCUGGCGAUACGAUGCCGGAGGGCCUGGUGACCGGCGACCCAGAGCGCCGUGUGCCGCGUCCUCGGAGCCGUCGCUCCUCUCGUCAUCAUGAAUCGGACAGUGGUCUGGGGACGUCUGUUGCGUCCACGGUACAGAAGCCGAGCGAGACCAAACCUGCCGGGGGUUCCGCUUCAGCUAUCACGCGGUCUGUUGCUGUUUCCGGACCCCGAAGUAGCCAGCGACUCAGCGAGCGUGCUGUGAAUCGUAUCUACGAACAUAUCAUCAAACCGCUGCUGUAUGACUGUUCGCUGAAGGACUUCCGUCCCAUUGUCUUCGACUGCCCCAGAAGGAUCCAUGAGAACCAAAUCGUUUGUCUGAGGGACCUCGAGAAGACCUUGAUCUUUAUGGCACCGGUGAGUCAACUCGUGAAAGACGCUGGCGUUUGGGGAGUUGCUUAUCAAAGUUUGUGGCUGAAGGAUAAGGCAAAAUCUGUUGAACUAUACCGUGACUUCUGCCUUACUUCGAUUCGGUGCAUACAAGCGACCGUCGAAUAUCUUAGCGAUCGGGAACAAACUAGACCACGCGAUCGGCCGUACACCAACGGCUACUUCAUCGAUCUCGUCGAACAAAUCCGAAAGCACGCACAGCAGAUGCAAGAGGCCCGCAACAGGCAAGCGUCUGGAGAAGAGCUGGACGACAUGGAUGUCCACCCAACCGAUGAGAUCAAGCUCGUGGGCGGCCUCACUAUGAAUGGACGACCCGCGGAACUAGUCCGUGUGAAAAAGAACGGCAAAGCGGUCUCUAUCGCUACUGGUCAGCCUGUUGAUGACCUAGACGAUGAAUCUAAGGAACCCAUUCGAUUUAAGCGCUCGAUGAGUGAGCAAGCUGAAGAUGAGGAGGAGAUUAUGCGGUCUAUGGCACGCCGAAAGAAGAACGCUACUCCGGAGGAACUUGCCCCCAAGAAGUGCACCCACCCGGGCUGUAACAAGGAGUUCAAGCGACCGUGUGAUCUCACAAAGCACGAGAAAACCCACUCUCGUCCUUGGAAGUGCCCGAUUUCCACGUGCAAGUACCACGAGUACGGUUGGCCCACCGAGAAGGAGAUGGACCGACACGUCAACGACAAGCAUUCGGCUGCCCCGCCCAUGUAUGAGUGCCAUUUUAAACCCUGCCCUUACAAGUCGAAGCGGGAGUCCAACUGCAAGCAGCACAUGGAGAAGGCACACGGUUGGACCUAUGUUCGAACCAAGACCAACGGCCAGAAGAAGUCGAGCAAGGCCGGGAGCUCGGCUCAGCCCACGCCUGUGAUCAAGAAUCUGCCCACCCCUAUCGAGCAGAUCGACCACGGUAUGACACCGCCCGAAGAUGCUUUCUACAGCCACAACAACGACCUUCUCUUUCCGGCGUGCCCCACGAACGAGGAGUUUGGCGGCGGCUACGACCCCCAACCGUUCGACGAGGAUAUUCAGCUCAAUUUCUCCCCGAUUGAUAACAGCACUCCCUCGACCGACUCGGAUCAAUUCAACUAUGACGAGCUGAGCCCCGAAUUCACUGGCCAGUUCGAAGACAUCUAUGGCGCGCACGUGCGACUUCCGACCCCCUCCCACUCGAUUUAUAAUAAAAACGUGAGCGCGGUGUUCUCGAACUAUAUGCAGGACGUGUGUGCCCCAGUGCCCACCCCGCACAUCUCGCCCGCCGGUCAAGGCAACCAGAUGCUCUUUACUCCCCCAUACGGGGUCGACGAGGGAUUCGAAGACUACCACCAGCAGUCUACAUGUUCGAACGAGUUUGGCCAGGAUUUUCCUCUGUUUGAUCCGACGCCGAUGAACAGCAAGUCGAACAUUAUGAGCAGCGCUCUGUUCGAGACUGUCCCGCCCAGCCUUGCCGGAGGCUACAGCCAGCCAUCAUCUCAAGAUUUUAACAUCGACUACAACUCUCAAAUGGACUGGGCACCUUCGCAGUUUAACGGUUUCCCCCAAUAACGGCAAGGACGCCAGCCAAGGGAGGCCAUCCGAGGGCGUGGGCCCACGUUGUCUCCCAUAGACACGCGUGGCCUCACCGUUACUUUUUACGAUGUUACGACGACGACGACGAGCUCUGAAAAGGCGGCUGAGGGGGAGGGGGGGG